CCUAAACCAUAAGCUGCAGCCUGCACCGCCAAUGAGGUACUGUUAUUACUAUUAUCGACUUUUCUGGAGAUCUGUCCUCACCAGUUUUUCGCCAUGAAUAAAGCCUCUAGCGAGUACCAUGGUCUUUAUCAAAGUUUCCAGGAAGGUUGCCACCUUGUCUAACAAGGUUUUUCUACGACGACCCCCUUCCAGAAGUCUUACGCCCACACAACUAUAUAUAAUAUAACCUCCAACAUCUCCUUGUAUGAACUGCCCAAUCCAUCCUAGAUGCAGGAUUCCAAUGGGGAAGACACCAACAAACACCACUUCAGCUGGGCACCUAUUAGUGUUCAAAAUCAAUAUAUGUUUCUGGCUCUUCCAGCUUUUCAUCCAACCCCUAGUCAACUUUGCGUCCACUGGAUGGAAGGUUUGGACCAAGGCAAAAAGCCCGGAUCCUGACCCAGUGCUCGGCCCGCAGCAUGACACAGGGCAUAAUAGGAAACUAAAAGGAGGAGAAUUGAAGAUGGUAAUGGACAGAUUGGGAGUUACUUACCACUCUGAUGGAGAGAUGCUUGAGGAGGGACUUGUUGCAGAUGAGCUUCCACAACUGUUUGAGGAGGAGCCCAGCUUGGAGGAGGUGAAGAAGGCGUUCGAUGUGUUUGAUGAGAACAAAGACGGUUUCAUAGAUGAGACUGAGUUACAGAGGGUUCUAUGCUCCUUGGGCCUCAAGGAAGGAUCACAAGUAGAGGACUGCAGAAGGAUGAUCAAAGCUUUUGAUGAAGAUGACGAUGGGCAAAUUGAUUUUAAAGAGUUUGUCAAGUUUCUGGAAAAAAGUUUUUCUUAGCGUAUCAAUCCAUACGAAUGCAUCACUUGCCAAUUGCCAUUAGACCAAGUAUUUGCUCCCUCUAUAAUUUGCCAAUCCUUUAGUAAUGUUGGCGUGUAGAGGAAUAUUACUUCACAUUAUGUACAUGUUUUAAUUUUGCUACUAAUAAAAGGUCAUAUUUUGAAGUUAUACUGCUGAAAAAUAACAUUUCAAUAAGUUAGACCAAAA
This is a messenger RNA of Vitis riparia (riverbank grape), 1030 nucleotides long. RefSeq names its product probable calcium-binding protein CML45. NCBI's taxonomy places the organism in Eukaryota, Viridiplantae, Streptophyta, Magnoliopsida, Vitales, Vitaceae. The coding region runs from base 245 to 823 and encodes 192 amino acids. Gene Ontology annotation, molecular function: calcium ion binding. The transcript has a single exon. The record is from RefSeq and is a predicted model, not a curated record.